GAGGUCGCCUUCAGAGUCGUCUUGGCAUUCACAUGAAUCCAGAUGUUCAAACUGGAUUGGGAGUGAUUUCAUACGCGAAUGGACAAUACGAUCGUGCUAAGGAUUGCUUUGAAGCUGCCCUCAGUGUCCGCCCCGAAGAUUUCAUUCUAUGGUUGCAGCGUCGCCCUACAUAUACUCGCGCUAUUUACAACGUCGGCGUAGCUUGUUUGAACAUCGGUGCCCACAAAGAGGCAACAGAACACUUCCUCAGCGCGUUGGUAAUGCAAGAUUCAUCGGCUGGACCUAAGAGUGAACAACUGUGGUCGACCCUCCGGAGAACUUUCCAAACGAUGAAUCGGUCUGACCUUGCCGAAAUGGCGACGUCUGGUAGCUAAUGUGGAUGAUUUCCGCAAAGAGGGAUUCGACUUUUAGUUGUGA
Molecule: messenger RNA, 417 nt
Organism: Somion occarium
Lineage: Eukaryota; Fungi; Basidiomycota; Agaricomycetes; Polyporales; Cerrenaceae
Source: the annotation of a GenBank genome assembly